CAUCGCAUUUUUAUGAAAAUGAAACUUUUUAUUAUUUUUGUCUUUACCGUUUCUGUUGUCCAAUGCUCCAAUGCUCCUGAUGUCAAAAUGCCUCCAAAAAAUCCAUGCAAAGCAUGUUCUAGUGUUGCCGAAACUUCGGACGAACAGCUGAUAGCAGAUAUGGGUACUAACGCUGAUGGAUGCUCAACAAGCAAAAUUACUUGUAAACAGGAACAAGGACAGACUUGUACACUGUCGAUUAUGGGACAGCCCCUGACCGAAAAAUCAUCCAUCAACCUACAAUGUAAUAACGACGGAACCUGGAGCGACAUUGGUGAUGAGGCACUAAAUAAUGUCAACCACGUAUCGUGUACAUGUACGCCGGAGCCAACAUCUUAACACCAAUCCCUUAUUUAAAACUUAUUAUUACUGCCGAUCAUUAUAGUUUUGAUUCCAGUCUAUCUAUCUAUCAAUGAAUAUAAAUAAAAUACAUAACGCCCGUCUU
Molecule: messenger RNA, 484 nt
Organism: Caenorhabditis elegans
Lineage: Eukaryota; Metazoa; Nematoda; Chromadorea; Rhabditida; Rhabditidae
Gene: F26F2.10
Product: C6 domain-containing protein
Exons: 5
Coding region: 19-378 (119 amino acids)
Source: RefSeq, marked reviewed